Molecule: messenger RNA, 2041 nt
Organism: Salvelinus fontinalis (brook trout)
Lineage: Eukaryota; Metazoa; Chordata; Actinopteri; Salmoniformes; Salmonidae
Product: polysialoglycoprotein-like
Exons: 4
Coding region: 627-1934 (435 amino acids)
Source: RefSeq, a predicted model, not a curated record
AUGUCUGUCACCCCACUGAGCCCCUCCUACAGUUUAGGGGUCACACCCACUUGAAUGUUCUUCAUAUGACGAACCUCCACCAGCCGAGUCUCCAACAGAGCAAAUGAGGAAAAUAUGAUAUAUUAUGAUUUAUGUUAGUAACAAUACAAUAUGGGAAUUUUAUCCCAAAGCUACCUACAGCUAACAUAUAUAUUUAUGUAUGUGAUCUAUGUAAAUAAAGGAGUAUAACACAGCUGUAAAACUGUGAAGGACUAUAUGGUGGAGGCCUACCCAUUUCCCAGGAGCAUUGUAAAAAGUGGAUUUGGGUACAGUGUUUAUUUCCCCCUAAUAUCUUUGAAGAUUACACCUAAAAUAAUUAGGCCUACUUCUUUCUACUGCUGAUCUGAGACCAUUAGGGUUAAACAUUACAGAUAUAAAUGCAAUAUAUGGAGUAGAAAAGAUUGCCUGCCCACCAAAGAAUCAACAUACGUUCUACAUGGUCUAUUUCUAUCUGAAUGUAACACCUCAAUCAAGCUUGUUAAUUGAUCGUUAAGUCCUGUUUGUCAGGUAAAAGGUCAUUAGUGGCCUAUAUAAGCCUCAUACAGGCCACGGGAAGACAUUACCUGUUGAUAACACAGACUAUUCUCAUGAUCAUGGGAGGUGUGAGAGAAUUACUGCUCUUUGUGAUGACUGUGGGGGUUGUCAAAGUUUCUUGUUACCCUGUUGGAAAGUCCCAGAAGCAAGAGCAAGUCUCUCUGCAGAGCAGACUUGGAGAGCUGUCAUCAAACGACAUCUCCAUUGUGCAUGCCCUGGCCUUGCUCCGAUCCAUAGGGUCUGACGCUAAACAAGACAGAGAAGAGUAUUUAGAGACUAAUGAAGUAGAAUCCCAAGCUUCUCCAAACCAUGGUAGCUCUACGGCAAAUGAUGCCCUGUCCUCUGACGACGCUACCUCUGAAGCUGCCACUGGCCCGUCUGACGACGCCACCUCUGAAGCUGCCACUGGCCCGUCUGACGACGCCACCUCUGAAGCUGCCACUGGCCCGUCUGACGACGCCACCUCUGAAGCUGCCACUGGCCCGUCUGACGACGCUGCCACUGGCCCGUCUGACGACGCUGCCACUGGCCCGUCUGACGACGCUGCCACUGGCCCGUCUGACGACGCUACCUCUGAAGCUGCCACUGGCCCGUCUGACGACGCCACCUCUGAAGCUGCCACUGGCCCGUCUGACGACGCCACCUCUGAAGCUGCCACUGGCCCGUCUGACGACGCCACCUCUGAAGCUGCCACUGGCCCGUCUGACGACGCCACCUCUGAAGCUGCCACUGGCCCGUCUGACGACGCCACCUCUGAAGCUGCCACUGGCCCGUCUGACGACGCCACCUCUGAAGCUGGCCCGUCUGACGACGCCACCUCUGAAGCUGGCCCGUCUGACGACGCCACCUCUGAAGCUGGCCCGUCUGACGACGCCACCUCUGAAGCUGGCCCGUCUGACGACGCCACCUCUGAAGCUGGCCCGUCUGACGACGCCACCUCUGAAGCUGGCCCGUCUGACGACGCCACCUCUGAAGCUGGCCCGUCUGACGACGCCACCUCUGAAGCUGGCCCGUCUGACGACGCCACCUCUGAAGCUGGCCCGUCUGACGACGCCACCUCUGAAGCUGGCCCGUCUGACGACGCCACCUCUGAAGCUGGCCCGUCUGACGACGCCACCUCUGAAGCUGGCCCGUCUGACGACGCCACCUCUGAAGCUGGCCCGUCUGACGACGCCACCUCUGAAGCUGGCCCGUCUGACGACGCCACCUCUGAAGCUGGCCCGUCUGACGACGCCACCUCUGAAGCUGGCCCGUCUGACGACGCCACCUCUGAAGCUGCCGCUGGCCCGUCUGACGAUGCCAUUGAGGAACUGUUCACUUCUGCAUCUGAGCCCCCGUUGACCACAAACAUGGAUAUCUGAUGUGGGACAUGGUGCUCGGGGUCCAUGCAAGAGUUCAUGGGUAUUCUAGUCCAGGUUGUGUGUGUAACUGCAUUUUUUGUUUUGGCUCAAUUAAACGUUAACUGUAA